This is a messenger RNA of Epinephelus moara (kelp grouper), 1515 nucleotides long. RefSeq names its product low affinity immunoglobulin gamma Fc region receptor II-like. NCBI's taxonomy places the organism in Eukaryota, Metazoa, Chordata, Actinopteri, Perciformes, Serranidae. Gene Ontology annotation, biological process: cell surface receptor signaling pathway. The transcript has 6 exons. The record is from RefSeq and is a predicted model, not a curated record. Gene Ontology annotation, molecular function: transmembrane signaling receptor activity. Bases 40 to 819 code for a protein of 259 amino acids.
CUGCCACUCAGUCUGUCAGUCGACUGACAACCAAGCAGCAUGGAGAUCACAGCACUGUGCACCAUUAUCGCUUCUCUGAGAGUCGCUCCCAACAGAUCGCAUUUCUUUCUGAAUGAGCCUGUUACGCUGAGCUGUGACGAGCCUGGAAACUCCUCUGACUGGAGAGUUAAGAGAAACACAUCCACACGUACAAACGAAGAGUGUUCCAUAACGUGGGGAAGAAGAAAUGGAUCCCAGUGCUUCAUUCAUGACGUUUACACAUUGGACAAUGGACUGUACUGGUGUGAGUCCGGAGCUGGAGAGUGCAGCAAUGUCGUCAACAUCACUGUGACUGGUGGCUCUGUGAUCCUGGAGGGUCCUGUCCUCCCUGUACAGGAGGGACAAGCUGUGACUCUACGCUGCAUAAAUAAGACAACCACCUCCUCCAAUAUGACGGCUGGAUUUUAUAAAGAUGGCCUCCUCAUUGGCAGCAGCUCAACAGGAAACAUGACCAUCAACAGUGUUUCAAAGUCUGAUGAAGGUCUCUACAAGUGUGGCAUCUCUGGAGCUGGAGAAUCACCAGACAGCCGGCUGGCUGUCACAGCUGGGCGUCCUGAAUCUUUUCACUCCCCUCUGGUGCGCAUUCUACUUCCUGUGGUGGGCGUCUGCCUCUUGCUGGUCUCUGUGAUGCUGCUGUGCCUCUGGAGGAGCCACAAAGGUCAAAUUGACCCUGAUGAUGUGUCCUACACUGAUGUCACCAUCACAAAGGAAGGUCAACCAAAGAGGGACAGAGAAACGGAUGCAACCCUCUACUCAACAAUCAAAAUAGGAGCCACCUGAGAGGAAACAGUGUUGAAAUGCGUCCCUCCCCACACAUCCAACAACCUCUCCUUCGAAAAGCAUGUCAAUCAAAUCACCAGUACUGCCUUCUUCCACCUAAAAAUCAAAGCUCGUCUCCGCGCAUCGCUCCACCUCUGCUGCUGAAACCCUCAUCCACGCCUUCAUCACAUCUAAUUGACUGUAACAGCAUCUUUAUGGUACAUUAUCCAAAGUCCUAAAUAAACUCCAAGUACAUCCAGAGCUCUGCUGCCUGAUCACAUCACCCCUGUCCUCCUGAUCCUCCACUGGCUCCCUGUCCUACAUCGCAUCCAAGUCAAAGUCCUUCUCCUCACUCAUAAAGCCCUCCAUAACCAGGCCCCCUCCCACCUCACUGACCUGCUCCACCGCCACACUACUUCCUGCAGCCUCCGCUACUCUGAUGCCGACCUCCUGACUCCACCACUCAGGGCAGAGCACCACACCUGGUGCGACAGAGCCUUCUUCAUAGCUGCCCCCUCCCUCUGGAACUCAUGUCUGAAUGCUAUUAUGUGUAUUUUACUGUAUUCUAUUUUAUGAUCGUUUAUAACUAAUGUAAAGUGUCUUUAAGUAACAUGAAAUGCACUCAAUAAAUAUAAUAUAUUAUUAUUAAUUUCAUUUUAUGAAACUGAACAAAUAUUCAGUGCAUGUUUGUAGAAAAUACGAUGGAUUACAGUCUUC